AUGUUCGCGAGAGCUGCUAUUCCUCGCCAGGCUUGCUUUCGCAACGCCUGUCACUUCACCAAGCGUUUCGCGUCUACCAAGGCAAGUUCUACCCCAACUCAGUCCCGUCGCGUCGCCUUACCCCGCUUUCCCCAGACGCUGCGCGAAACUCUUCAGGAAGUGAUUCCUGCUAAGCAGGAACAACUCAAGAAGCUUAAAACUGAGCACGGGAACGCUGUUGUCGGUGAUGUCAAAGUUGACAACAUCAUCGGCGGUAUGCGUGGGUUGAAGGCCAUGCUGUGGGAUGCCUCCGUCCUCGACCCCAUCGAGGGUAUCCGUUUCCAUGGUCUUUCCAUCCCAGACUGCCAAAAAGUCCUCCCCCCUGCCCCAGGUGGCAAGGAGAUCCUCCCUGAGAGCAUGCUCUGGCUUCUGCUCACAGGUCAGGUGCCCACCCCCGAGCAGACCCUUGGCCUCUCUCGCGAGCUCGCCGAGAAGGGAGAGCUUCCCAAGUUCCUCGAAGACCUCGUUGAUUCAUUCCCUCAGACCUUGCACCCCAUGACCCAAUUGUCUAUGGCUGUUGCUGCCUUGAACCACGAUAGUUCGUUCCAGGCUGCCUAUGAGAAAGGCAUAAAAAAGACCGAGUACUGGACUCACACCCUUGAGGAUUGCAUUAACCUCAUUGCACGUCUUCCGGCGCUCGCUGCGCGUAUUUACCGCAAUGUCUACAAGCCGGACACCCCUCUGCCUACCAUUAACAAGGACCUGGACCUUGUCGGAAACUAUUCCAACCUGUUGGGAUAUGGCGAUAACGAGAGCUUGACUGAGUACCUCCGUCUCUACAUUGCUCUGCACGGUGACCACGAAGGAGGCAACGCCUCCGCGCACACUGCCCAUCUGGUUGGCUCAACCCUCGCCGACCCAUACCUCGCUUACUCCGCGGCUCUGUCCGCCCUUGCUGGUCCUCUGCACGGACUUGCUAACCAGGAGGUCCUGAGAUGGCAGAUGGCCAUGCAGAAGGAGCUCGGCAGCGACGUCUCACUCGACCAGAUCAAGGAGUACCUCUGGAAGACGCUCAAGAGUGGACAGGUUGUUCCUGGCUACGGACACGGUGUUCUUCGUAACCCCGAUCCUCGAUUCAUCGCUCUCCAGGAGUUCUGCGAGACCCGACCUGAGCUGCGAGACAGCCCGAUUAUCAAGCUCGUCCAACAGACCUUCCAAGUCGCCCCUGAUGUUCUCAAAGAGCAUGGAAAGACCAAGAACCCCUACCCCAACGUCGAUGCUGCAUCGGGAUGCGUUCUUUACCAUUAUGGCUUGACAGAGUUCAAGUAUUACACCGUUAUUUUCGGUGUUUCCAGAGCUCUGGGUGCGCUGACGCAACUGGUUUGGGCACGCGCUCUUGGCCUACCUCUGGAGCGACCCAAGUCUGUCUCCAUCGAUGUCUUGCAACAACUCGUCAAGCAGGCUUAA
Messenger RNA from Cyclocybe aegerita, 1446 nucleotides. The record is from the annotation of a GenBank genome assembly. NCBI's taxonomy places the organism in Eukaryota, Fungi, Basidiomycota, Agaricomycetes, Agaricales, Hemipholiotaceae.